AUGGCAGCCCCUUUACCAGACUUCACAGACAUAGCCCUCUUCCCCACCUUCCUCACAGUCCCAGAGCAAGACCCGGCAGCACCGCCGUCGGUGGCAGCGCUCCCGCCGGGAAAGGGACCAUGGUACCUCGUCGCCCAGAUCAAGGACAAUAUGACCAUCAACAAGCCAACCCUCGUCCUCACCGACCGGGGCGCCAACCCCUUCGCCCUCGUCUGGGAGGGGCUCGGCCGGGAUGACCUCGACUUAAAGGGGCUGGGCUUCAAGAAGGGCUGCACCGCCGUCAUCCCCUACGCCUGGCGGACCAAGCCCGCCGACGAGGGGAAGCGGGGCUUCGUGAGGGUGGAGAAGAGCGAUGCGCGAUCCGUGAGGUCUGUCCCCGGACCCCUGGAGAGGGUGCUUGCGCUGGGCGGGAAGGCGAAGGGCGCGAAGUGUGAGACGAAUGUCAACUAA
Diaporthe citri is the source of this 450-nucleotide messenger RNA. RefSeq lists its product as uncharacterized. Lineage: Eukaryota; Fungi; Ascomycota; Sordariomycetes; Diaporthales; Diaporthaceae. The transcript has 2 exons. The coding region runs from base 1 to 450 and encodes 149 amino acids. The record is from RefSeq and is a predicted model, not a curated record.